AUAUAUAUCACUGAAGUAUGCACUAAUCACUAUACACACAAACACAAACACACACUAGCUUAGCUAUCAUCAAACCAACCACUAUCAAUGGCUCACCCAAAGCCAACUCUCUUCUUCUCAUUUUUCUUCCUAUUCCUACUCUCUCACCAGAUUCACGCCAGAGACAGCCAGUUCUUCAGCAAAUUCACAAACGACAACAACAACCCAAAAGAAACGACAACAACAGUAGUCACUCCCAGAAACAACGACAACCAAAAGCAAGUCGAUCAGCAGCAAGAGGAGCCCACUUUCAUCCCAGACACACAGAACAACGGCUACGGCCUUUACGGCCACGAGUCCGGUCAGUUCUCACCUUCCGAGACAUCUGUCAACGAAGAACACUUCACCACCACCAAGACCACAACCAACGGCGGCGGCGCAGCCCCUUACACAACCAACUCCGCAACCCCAGUCAGCACCUACGAGCCUUACACCACUCCCACUACUACUACUUAUUACAAGCCGUACACCACACCGAUCGGCCGCCCGUACAGGGCCGAUGAUCAGACCGAAGAAGAGAACGACAAAUACGCUUACAACAAUGCCCAGUUCUACAACAACAACAACAACGAGAACGAGAACGAGAACUAUAACGCUAACAAGAGGAACACCAACAAUGGAGGAGGAAACGACAGGUCGUACAACCCAGAGAGACAAGGCAUGAGCGACACGAGGUUCAUGGAAAAUGGCAAGUACUUCUACGACCUUAACAUGGAGAAGAAUUACGACCCCAACUCGUACAGAAACUCCAGGGUUGUGGCGGAGCCGAGGAACAACUGGUACAACAAUAGGGAAAACAAACACAACAACAACAACAACUACUACGGCCACAACAAUAACAAUCCAAACGACAGGUCGUACGAGACUAACAACAACUCCUUUGAAGGGUACCAGAACCAGAACCAGAACCAGAACCAGUUUGAGGACAACUAUGAUCAGGAGCCUUGAUCUUCAUCAUCAUCAUCAUUAGCUCAAAGCUAUAUAUGAGAACAGAUAAUGAUUUAUUAUAAUGUUUGUUUUUCUCUAUCUUUGUUAAUUAUUGAUUAUCAUGAUGUCACUCAGUCAAGGUGGAGGGUUUGAUUUAUUUUGAUGAAAAAAAAUUAAUAUUAUUAUUAUGGUUUAAUUAAGUUGGAAAAAGAUAUAUAUAUAUAUGUAGGUUAAUUUAAGGAGAGUUUUUGUAUGUUAUGUAUUUUGUUUUUGGGGUCUUAUUGUCCUUAUUCCAUACUUCUCAUAAUAAUAAAUGUGAAAGUAAUAUAUGUUGCUUUAGUUUUUAUUA
Humulus lupulus (European hop) is the source of this 1315-nucleotide messenger RNA. RefSeq names its product protein E6. The coding region runs from base 88 to 987 and encodes 299 amino acids. Lineage: Eukaryota; Viridiplantae; Streptophyta; Magnoliopsida; Rosales; Cannabaceae. The record is from RefSeq and is a predicted model, not a curated record. The transcript has a single exon.